This is a messenger RNA of Mycotypha africana, 183 nucleotides long. RefSeq names its product ribosomal L29e protein family-domain-containing protein. The coding region runs from base 1 to 183 and encodes 60 amino acids. Lineage: Eukaryota; Fungi; Mucoromycota; Mucoromycetes; Mucorales; Mycotyphaceae. The transcript has 3 exons. Gene Ontology annotation, molecular function: structural constituent of ribosome. The record is from RefSeq and is a predicted model, not a curated record. Gene Ontology annotation, cellular component: ribosome; cytosolic large ribosomal subunit. Gene Ontology annotation, biological process: cytoplasmic translation.
AUGGCCAAGUCUAAGAAUCACACCAACCACAACCAAAACAAGAAGGCUCAUCGUAACGGUAUUAAGAAGCCCAUCGUCCACAAGUAUCGCCCACAAAAGCAUUUGGAUGCCAAAUUCCUUCGUAACCAACGUUUUGCCAAGAAGGGCACUCAAAAGGCUCUUGCAGCUUCCAAGAACAACUAA